Molecule: messenger RNA, 1958 nt
Organism: Theobroma cacao (cacao)
Lineage: Eukaryota; Viridiplantae; Streptophyta; Magnoliopsida; Malvales; Malvaceae
Product: peroxidase 16-like
Biological process (GO): response to oxidative stress; hydrogen peroxide catabolic process
Molecular function (GO): heme binding; peroxidase activity
Source: RefSeq, a predicted model, not a curated record
CAAAAGGUUACUUUAAAGAUUGAAUAGUAUAUCUUAUUGUAUUAUAAGGUAGUGAAAAGUAUAUCCUAUCCCGUAUCUACCCUCUUUUUGGGUAAGAUACGAAAAUUCCGAACAAAACAGAAACUGAGAAUAAAGUAUAAUAAACUCACAAAGUGAGAACAAAUGGAAAUGGAAUGUGCAUUUCCGUUGGAAAGGCAGUGAGAUCCCACUACACUGUCCGGCAAAAGGCAAAUUUCCAAUUCUCAAACGCCAGGGUGUCUUUGUCCGAGCCUACCUGCACCUAAAGCGUACCACUUUUUUCCUCCUCCCUUCUCCAUAUCUUAGUUUUGCAAUCUUGCUUCUUUUUGUUUAAACCCUUCUCUUAAGUCUUCUUCCAGUCCUGUUAAGAUUCUUGAAAGGAAGAACCAGCCUCACAUUCAAUCCACUUUUGCAAUAUAUUAACAUCCCAGAUCGAGAUCAAAUGGAAAAACAACUCCACUGAAGUUUGAAACAAUGGAUUCUCUAAGACCCUUUUUUCCAAUUUUCCUCUUCUUCCUCCUUACUCCAAGCCAUGCUCGACUUCGAGUUGAUUAUUAUCAGAACUCUUGCCCUCAUGCUGAAUCAAUCGUCAGGUCUGCCGUUACACACAAGUUCCAGCAGACAUUCGUUACAGCUCCAGCAACUCUUAGACUAUUCUUCCAUGAUUGUUUCGUCCGGGGCUGUGAUGCUUCAGUGAUGCUAGCUUCAUGGAACAACACGGCAGAGAAGGAUAAUCCGGAUAAUCUUUCCUUAGCUGGGGAUGGAUUUGACACUGUGAUCAAAGCCAAGGCCGCUGUUGACAGUGUGCCUGAGUGCAGAAACAAAGUUUCAUGUGCUGACAUCUUAGCCAUGGCUACGAGGGACGUCAUAGCUUUGACAGGAGGCCCAUCUUAUGCAGUAGAAUUGGGAAGACUUGAUGGUAGGAUCUCUAGGAAAGCCAGCGUGCGGCAUCAUCUCCCUGGUCCGGAUUUCAAAUUAGACAAGCUCAAGGCCAUGUUCGCCCCUCAUGGUCUCACUGUCACGGAUCUGGUUGCCCUGUCAGGAGCACAUACAAUCGGGUUCUCACACUGCAGCCGGUUCUCCAGACGACUUUACAACUUCAAAAGCAAGAGCAGAAUUGAUCCUACGCUUAAUCUAGAAUACGCAAGGCUGCUCAGGCAAAUGUGCCCGAGAAAUGUAGACCCCAGGGUGGCCAUUGAGAUGGACCCAGGCACGCCCGGAACGUUCGAUAAUAUGUACUACAAGAACCUUCAACAAGGGAAGGGACUUUUCACCUCUGAUCAGGCUUUGUUCACUGAUGCAAUGUCGAGGAAUAUUGUCAACGUUUUUGCUUCCAACAACACGGCCUUUGAAGAGGCUUUUGUUGCUGCGAUAACCAAGCUUGGAAGGGUAGGGGUCAGGACGGGCAAACAGGGUGAGAUCAGGCAUGAUUGCGCUCUUGUGAACUAGAUUAUCCAACUUGUUUUUGCAACAUUUUUCUUCUCCUUUGUUUUUCAUGUUCUAAAGCAUCUCUUGAUGAUAAAGAUGGAGUGAGAAACAAAACCAGGUUUCUAUGGGACAAAAAUCCUCAACUCAACAUGUCUAUAUUAUAAUUGUGCUCGACCUUUGGAGAUGUUAAAGGGAAAAAAUGAAGAUGAAAGAUAAAAUGCCAAAAAACAAAGAACAAGCAUUUCGUUGUGUUGUUUAGGGUUCAUGGUUUCAUUUCUUAUUUUAAAUCCCUUGUAUUGGCCACGUAUUAAAUCGCACUAACCACCGACAUUGCGCAAAAGGUAAUAAUCACGUGACAUUUGCAUUUUGAAACUCAAAAGGUUCAUCCGCAUGGAAAGAACCAAGUACUUACGAUGUAGUAACGGGAAGACCAGAAAAAGAAAAGAAAAGAAAGUGGGUAAGCAGCAGCCAUGAAAGGCGGUGUUAUUUUUUUCUUUUCUUUUUUUUUUUUU